Molecule: messenger RNA, 2628 nt
Organism: Ectocarpus sp. CCAP 1310/34
Lineage: Eukaryota; Phaeophyceae; Ectocarpales; Ectocarpaceae
Source: the annotation of a GenBank genome assembly
AUGGCUGCGAGGCUACCCACUAGACCACCGGGGCGACCGGGUGUGUCCGACUCGCAAGUGGCGUGGAGUGCGGCCACCGAGUUUGAAGACAACACUGCACUCUCCGGGAGAGCGAUGUUCUUGUGGAACGGGUCUCAUGUGGAGUGGACUGGAGACACCGACUUCUCGUCCAACAAAGCAAGCGCCGACGGCGGUGUGGUGUGGUCGUUUGUGUUGACUCCUUUUACCACCCUCAACACUCCCCUGCUUGGCGGUCUGUCCGUAGCUAUCGGCACAGAGAACGCGGUCUUUGUUGGGAACACUGCCGCUGUCGCUGGUGGAGCCGUCUUCGUGUCUAGCACCGCUAUUGGUCCGACGUUCGUCAACGUCAGCUUAAUCUCCAACUGGGCUCAGGUUGGCGGUGCAAUAUCGCUUAUCGGUUCUGGAACUUCGUUCAACCCCGAAGACUACACGCCGGCCCCUACGACAUUUGAUCAGUGCCGGUUCUUAAGCAAUAGGGCAAUUGCGACGGGUGGAACUGUUGACACCGCGACUGGACAGGAUCGGGUUGUCAACAGCGUGUUCGAGGACAACACGGCGGGGACGGACGGGGCUCUGAGACUGGCGGGCAUUGCCGAGGGCAUGUUCCUGGAGUUCGAGGAGGUGAACAAAGACGUGGUCAUAUGCGUUGGACUACCUCGACCAGUGUUCCCCACCCGAGCAUCGGGGACACUCUAUGAGGCUAUCUGCGAUGGAUGCCCGGUUGAAUGCGAAGGGUGCUACUUCGAGGAACCGCAGCUGGUACCGAAGUGCUCCGACGCUUUGGAUCACUCCAACAGCUCCGACGGCACCGUCACUCUCGAUGCACUCGUCAUCGAACCCGGGAACUGGCGAGUCACCUCGUCCAGCCAAAACGUCCUGGAGUGCUACAACGCAGAAGCGUGCCUCGGAGGAGUGACGGGAUCUGAAAGCUACUGCCUUGAAGGUUACGAAGGGCCAUUUUGUGUCGUUUGCAGCGACGAGAAUUCGGCCCGGCUGGGCAUGGCUUGCAGCAGGUGUUCCGACCGCGCGGGCGGCAUUGCUCUCGGCGUCUCCAUCUCUGUCGCCGGCCUGUUGUUCACCAUCACGGUGGUUUCGCACGCCGUGUCGGGGGAAAGCGAAGGCAGGGUGCGAGGGGUGUUCGAGCGCGCCGGGCGUUUCAUCCCGCUUCAGUCCGACAAGGUCGUCAUCGCGGCGUGGCAGAUCUUGACACCGGCUGGUUACUCUCCGCCGGUUGCGUCUUUGAUGUCGAUUUCCACGACGCUGUUGGUUUCGACGAUCGCGCCCAUCGUGGGCUUGCUUUUUUUGGCCGCGGCUUAUGCCGCGGCGGCCCGGAAUAGCCACCGGUCGUCCGAGGACCUGCAACGCGUCUGGCACAAACACGUAUCGCUGGUGCUGCUGCUGACCUUCUUGGUGAAUGCAAGCGUGUGCGCUGUUCUGUUCCAAGCCUUCGCGUGCGAGGAGCUGGACGACCGUAAGAACUACUUGAGGGCGGACUACCGAAUAGAGUGCGACUCCCCAAGGCACAGCGCUUUUCAGGUGUACGCCGGUUUAUUGUAUCGGGGUAGCGAUGUGUUGAGGCGUGAUGAGACUGACCGAGAACAGCUUGCGCGGAUAUCGCCGACCGCGGAUCUAUGGAAGCCGUACAGGCCGUCGGUGUUUUACUACGAGUUGAUCGAGUGCGCAAGGCGAGUUUUGCGUGCCGGCGUCGUGGUGUUUAUUUAUCCCAACACAGCCGCGCAGAUUGCGGUGGCGCUCCCGAUGGCGGUCGUCUUCGCGAUGAUUUCGGAACCCGUAGCUCCGUAUGUGUCGAGAUGGGACACCUGGCUUUGUCGCAUGGGUCAUGCGGUUGUAGCUGUGAGCAUGUACGUUGCCCUUCUGCUGAAGGUGGAUGUGUCGGACGAGCGGGCCAGUAGCCAGAGGGUGUUUGAGUCCCUCUUUGUCGCGGCCCACGUUUGCAUGGUGGGGGUGGUACUGCUCGAGGUGAUCAUGGAGGCGAUAUCCCUGUUGGUUGAAAAGCGAGGACAGCAGCUGGCGUCCUCGAGCUUCCGCCGCGGUCGAGGUAUUUUCCGCCUCAGAGGAAGCGUAUCUAUUUUCACAGAGGCAGAUGAAGACCCUUGUUCCGGCAGUAUUUACGAGGUGGAGCGACAGAAAUCCGAAGACCGACGGUGGAGUCCUCUGUUGGUGCUGCUGCGCCGGGAAGCGGCGGAACAGAGUACGGGGCUGGUGCGCAUCAAUCGGAUGCAAACAGUGGGACUGCGGGAGGUACGGGCGGCGAUGCCCCAGUCCUUGACAUGUCCAGCGUUGGGGUUGGGAGUGGUAGUCCUGCAGGCGCAGGCUCAGGCUUGAACCCUUGUGCAACUGAUGUAAAUCGGGUUGGGGGUAGUGGUCUCUUAGACUCAGGGUUGAACCCUGAUGCAUCUGCAGUAAAUCGUUCCUCUGCCGCAAACUUUGGUUCGAUCGGAAUUGGGAGUGGGGCACCAGUUAGUCAGUCUUUCAUUCCGCCCCCGUCUACUCCAUCGAGUGAGUGGUGGGGACAUGCCGCCAGAGGAAACACACUGAUCCCUGGGGCCGGCAUUUCAGACACAAGAGAGAAGUUGGGUAGGAGCC